Aspergillus lentulus is the source of this 1641-nucleotide messenger RNA. Lineage: Eukaryota; Fungi; Ascomycota; Eurotiomycetes; Eurotiales; Aspergillaceae. The record is from RefSeq and is a predicted model, not a curated record.
AUGGGCGAUAAGCAGCCCAUAAGCACCGACCAUGAAGAUGCCACCUUCUCUCGGUUGGAGGCGUCAUUCUCGCAGACAAAGGUGCUUCCUCGAAGAAAUUCGAUUGAGAUGAAGGAUAUCUUUCGUCAUGCCCAAGCAAGCGAUUUGGAAGCGAAGGAUCUCGACUUUAACUUCAGUUUAGACCGCAGCAACUACCCUCUCGGUAACCUCCAGUCCCUCCAGGAUGUGUUUCCAGCGGUGCAGCAUGACAUGCAUUUGAAGAAUCCCCGGAACUUUUCUGACGAGACCGAUAUCACGUGUCUAGAUGUGAAUGAGAACACAUCAUCAUGGCAUACGCUCGACUCGAGAGGAUUGACUCAACUCCUUCAGAGUAUUCCAAAAGCUUCGCACACGAAUGCACCGUUUGGACAUUCAAAACCUUCGAGGCUACUUGCAUUCUUCGUACCUCUCAUACCAGAGAAGCAUACUUCGUUUGCGAGUCGGAUAUCCAUGACUCAGGACAACACGAUGGACCUUUUCAAGUACUUGAACGCUGAUCCGUCAUUCAUUAUGAACUUGCUUGGGAGACCAGACUACUGGGCGCCGCAAACACGGUGGACGUCCGAUAGCAAUAGUAACAUAUUAGCUUGUGACUUCUACUGUCAACACCCCCGCUGGAACUUGCACUUCCAAGGGGCACCUCUAUCAGUAUAUCUCCGCUAUAACGCGGCUUUGCAUCUCACGACCUAUAUCAUCUCCCACAAGGAAGGAGACUCGAGUAUCCAAGCUCUACAAAACAUUUUCGACCUUACCAUCGAAACGGCGCCUGCAGACCAACGGGUAGGAAUCCUGCUCGACGAUCCGUUCGACCUCGCCGUUAUUCUUUCCACAUUAUCCUUCGAGGCUUCGAAAUAUCAUGCCCAGCGAUUCCGGCGAUACAUGUGGAGCCAGAUCAAUAAGGUCGACGACCAUCUCGUGGGGCUCGAAGCGAACGACCGACGCAAGCUAGGAGAACUGACAAAGGAGCUGCAAAUCAUCUCUCAAAACGCUGACUCACAUCUGGGAAAUGCCGACGUCGCAAUCAUCACAGCAACUGCCAUCCGCACGACGCAUGCUCGCUUGCACGAAGCCAUGGGCAGCCCCGCUCGGGUGUUUGAGCGCGCAUCUGACUCGAUCACGUAUGUUAUUGAGUCCAUGCAGAAGCAGAAGAUAUGGUUUCUCAACUACAAGAACCGCAAAGACAGCACGAUGGCCCUGGUGUAUAACCUUGUGACGCAGCAGGAUGCAGCGAGUAACAUCCAGUUGGCAGCGAGUAUGAAACGAGACAGUACCAGCAUGAAUGCGAUUGCUGCGCUGACGAUGGUCUUUCUACCUGGGACGUUCAUAGCGACAAUCCUAAGCGCCGGUAGCUUGAACGGUGGUGGCGAUAACACAAGGUUCGAAUCGGCAUCAGUAUGGUGGCUAUGGGCUGCAAUAACAGUGCCUCUCACGUUGGUUGUCAUGUCCAGUUGGUGGCUCUAUAAGAAACGGAACGAUAAUGUGCGCCCAGCACCGAUGGCUAAGGAGGACGAGGACCGCACCCCACUACCGAAGAGAGGAACCUUCCGCUCCCUGAGUUUCUCGUCAUGGAGCCGACGAGACAGUGCUUCUGGCAAGGUCUGA